Messenger RNA from Racocetra persica, 245 nucleotides. Lineage: Eukaryota; Fungi; Glomeromycota; Glomeromycetes; Diversisporales; Gigasporaceae. The record is from the annotation of a GenBank genome assembly.
ACACAAAUUCCAUUGAUAUCGUCUGCCGCUACAUUACCGCAAACAUUAUUUCCCAAACUCGAUAAAGCUUUGAGUCAGUUUAUUAUGCCUGAAAUACAAAAAAUUCAGUGUGCUAAAAUUAAAAGUUGCCUAAAUUAUUAUGCAUCUGCUAUCACAAAAGAUAAAAUGAUUAAAUAUCAAGAGACUGAGUUAGAUAAUAUCUCGUUUGUAGAAGAUGACGAAGAUAUUAUGCAAAUUUCAAUUAA